Styela clava is the source of this 603-nucleotide messenger RNA. The record is from RefSeq and is a predicted model, not a curated record. Lineage: Eukaryota; Metazoa; Chordata; Ascidiacea; Stolidobranchia; Styelidae.
ACUUAACACACCAACGCAAGCCUGCUGAUUUUGUGAAAGUUAUCGGUGGGUAGCAUGUACAUGAUGGUGGCAAAAAUUACAUAUGUGUUAACGGGAUUAUUUCUUCUAAUUGGCCAAAAAGCUACAACGACCGCAAAAACUACCACUCACACAAUGACUGCGGUUCAUGAAAAUAUAACCUCGUUGACUCAAAAAACAAUUUUUGCCCAUUCAACAAAAACAAAGAAAGGAAAAGAAUCGGAAUGUUUCACUAAAGAAGAUAAAGGUGGAAGUUACCGUGGAAAGAUUGCGGUAACAAAAUCUGGAAUAGAGUGUCAGCGAUGGAACGAGCAGCAUCCCCACGAACAUACAAGAACUGCAGAAGUGUAUAUCUUUGCUGGGCUAGAUGCUAACUUCUGCCGAAACCCCGACGGGGAGGAUGGCCCGUGGUGUUAUACAACAGACGAGGAAGAACGAUGGCAAUAUUGUAACGUUUCCGAAUGCAGUUCAACUACAACGGCUGCAAAAACUACCACUCACCAAACGACUGCGGUUCAUGAAAAUAUCACCUCGUUGACUCAAAAAACAAUAAAAAAAGUACAUGACUGUCUACCAACAGCGUAG